Molecule: messenger RNA, 1982 nt
Organism: Panicum virgatum (switchgrass)
Lineage: Eukaryota; Viridiplantae; Streptophyta; Magnoliopsida; Poales; Poaceae
Exons: 3
Coding region: 457-1812 (451 amino acids)
Molecular function (GO): zinc ion binding
Source: RefSeq, a predicted model, not a curated record
CCAAUCUAGGGGUUACAGUAGCGCAAGUCAGAUGGGCAGCCACGAAGCAACAGCAACGUGACUCCAAAUGACUACCACUGGCGCGGAAGAGAAGAAAUAUCAAGGAAAAUUAAGGCAGGCAGAAAAUGGGUAACAAUUCGUGAAGACUGCAACUGUGAUCGAGGUGGUAGUUGUAGAUAGCAGGUCAGUCAUCGCAUCAGUCGCGUGCCAACUCGGUGUCAAAAUAAACACGGCCUCUGAACUGGUGAGCAGGGAGGGCUACUCGUUUCUUCCGUUCCCACCUCACCAUUCAGUCCAAUCAGCUUCAGUAAUUACUAGUAGUGUCGAUCACAGUCUGAUCCGUCGCUACCAAACAGCAACGCGUGACACGCCACAGUUAACCAACCAUGGAAGCUGCAGAAAGCAAGCAGCAGCACGCAGGGGCAGGGGCCGGGCAUCAGCAGCUCCACUCUGCCAAUGGAAGACACGGAGCUUCCGAUCCAACAUGGCGGCACCACGCUAUCUGCUGAGGACCAAAAGAAGCCACUGUCGGUGACGAGCUGCCUGCUGCCAGCACGCAGCCUGAGAUCUACAGCAGCCGUUGCCCCUGCUGCUCAUGCUCAAAGCCAAGCCGAUGGCGAUCUCUGCAUCCGAUCGCUGUCCUUCUCCAAGCUCUUCAGCUUCAGAAUGGCCAGGGCGCCGUCAUCACUGUCCACCCCGGAGCACAUUGAUCAAAUUGAUCCUGAUGCCGCCGCAAGCAACUGCUCUGCUCUAACUCCAGGUAACAGCAGCACCAAGGAGGAGGACAAGCUGAAGCAGAUACGCCGCUCCCAGUCCAUGCCUACGAGCGGCAGGCGGUUCAAGAUGGCAAAAGGGUUGAGGAGAGUAGCGGACUCCAGCUCUCUCGGCCCUGCCCCAGCUGGAGUGUUCCGCCUCAGAGUGGUGCCACUUGUUCCUCAAACGGAGGGAAGCGUCACUGCUGCAGGCGGGGAGGAGGAGGCGGCGGCCGCCGCAGAAGACAUUGCGGCCGAGGAAGCGGUGUGCCGCAUCUGCAUGGUGGCGCUGUCGGAAGAGGCGGUGCUCAAGCUGGAGUGCCGCUGCAAGGGUGAACUGGCCCUGGCGCACAGGGGAUGCGCCAUCAAGUGGUUCAGCAUCAAGGGCAACGGCACCUGCGACGUCUGCAGCCAGGAGGUGCUCAACCUCCCCGUCACCCUGCUCCGCCUCCAUCACCAUCCAUCCAUUCAGGCUCAGGGUGUUCAGCAGCAAGCAGAUCCCACCACCACGGCCACCAGCAGCCGCGGCCGUCGCUACAGAGUGUGGCACGGCACACCGAUCCUCGUGAUUAUCAGCAUGCUCGCUUACUUCUGCUUCCUGGAACAGCUGCUGGUCGGCGACCAUGGGACCGCGGCUCUGGCCAUCUCCUUGCCCUUCGCCUGCGUCCUCGGCCUCUUCUCCUCUCUCACCACAACAAAGAUGGUGUCCAGGAGAUAUGUGUGGAUCUACUCUGCAGUGCAGUUCCUCUUCAUUGUGCUCUUCACCCACCUCUUCUACAGAUACGUAAGAUCCUCUCUGUGGCCACCCAAACAUCAAUCACAUCUCAUCAAACACGCUUAUCUACUGAACCAGGUGCGGAUGCAAGCUGUGAUCGCCAUCAUCCUGUCCACCUUCGCCAGCUUCAGCAUGGCCAUCUGCACCAACUCUGUCCUCCUCCAGAUUCUCAGAUGGAGGGCCAGGCAUGUGGCAUCGCCAACCACAACCACAACUGGAGAAGGAGGUCAUGGUUCCAGGGAGCCACCGGCAGCAGACCUUGAGAUUGCUUUGCCUCCUUCGUAGCUCACUUCACUACCAUCCAAUCCUCUCCAGUCCAGCACCAGCUCCCCCUCCAGCUAGCUGUGUUUGUAUAUAGCUUCAUCCUUUGUUUGCUGAGACCUUGUUGUAUGCAUGAACCGUCCUUUCUGGCUUUCUAUCAUUCUAUGGUACUAAUCCGUGACAGUGAGCACCCA